UCUCUUGUGUGGAUUUGUGAUUUUGUUUUAUUUUUAUUUUUUGAAAAGAGCUGAAUGAUUGAACAUAUAAACAUAGAAUUUCAUCUUCUUCUUCUUCCAUUUUUUUGUCACUUAGAUGAAGCUAUCAGUUAUGCAACACAAGAACAAGAAGGGUUUAUUUUAGUGUGUUUGUAAGAUGCUAACCUAAUAGUGAUUUAUAAUUGUAGUGCGUAAUAUUCCACUGAAAUGUGGUGACUCCUGUAUUGUGAUAAUGAUUUUUUGUGGUCUUUGACUGGGUUAACAAGUGAUAUUCAAUUGAGAUAUGGUGGCUCUUCAUCUGUAUUGUGAUAAUGUUUUUUGUGAUCUUUGACUGGGUUGAUAAGUGAUUAACUUCCCACUGCCUAGAGGUUAUAGUUUGAAUGCAAGUAACACCAAAAAUAAGGUGAAGAGAAAAUUUAGGGAACCAACAUUUCAGUUUCUUUCUUUAAUAUAUAUUAUAAAUUUAAAUUUUGCUUUUUUCUAGUAGGCAAAAUAGUCUAGACUUUUUAAGUGCUGUUUCAUAAACCUGUUGGUUUACCUUAAGACAGGUUUGAUCAGAGCAUUGUUAGUGCAGUAGGAACAGUUGAGUUGUGGAUGCAUAAUAACGGAGCCCAUCUAUGCUGCUAUAGUUAACCUAGGCAUAUUUUAAAGACCUUGCAGAGUGUAUAGGCAGUUUCAGUGAAGAUUUAUGCUAACUUUUGUUUCCUUACUUUUUAAAAAAUCUGAUAUUAAAUAUUUUUCACUUCUACAAUUCCAGUUGCCGUGAUUGCUGUGGAAAUAACUCUUGCAUCCAUUUAUUUUUUUGUUCUGAUUUUCAUCUUCUCUUUUAAUAUUAUUUUUGGGUAAAAUAUUAAAAUCAUCCUUGUUCUGAUUUUCACUCAUGUCUCAAUUUAGCCCCUAAUUUUUUUUGAAGCAAUGUUACUCCUAAACAAUGCCCAAACGUCAAAUAGGUCCUUGUACUAAGAUUUUUUGUCAGAAUUUGAUGGAAAAACUUAUAGGACAAUCACAUAUACAUUUGUAUGAGCUUUAUAUGAUAUGUUUAUUUGUGUCUAAUUUGUUUAUGUGCUUGUCACAUGAUUUUCUUCAUCAAUUUUUUGUGAAAAUCUUAACAAAAGGACUUGUUUGACAUUAGGGUAUAGCGUAUAGUUGACAUUGACAUUGCCUAAAAAAACAAAAGCUUGUGUCGCUAAAUUAAGACAUGGGUAAAAGUAUAAGGCUGACUUUUAUUAUUUACCCAUAUUUUUUUUCCAACCCUAAUGACAAAUUAAUAAGGAACUGUUUAAAUGUGUUUUUCUAAUCUUUCAAACUGAGGCCUUAUGUACCAACUCCCCACAGUGAAAGCCCUUUAACAUUAUAGCUUCUCACAUUCUCUUCUUUCUUGUCCUUGAUUUAUUGACUUCCCUCUAUUGGCUCUUGUCAUAUGCUUGGAGUUGUGUUCAGAGUUGGAAUAUUGUAUACUAAGGAGUGGCAAGUAUGGGUCGUGGUGUUAGUAGUGGUGGAGGACAGAGUUCAUUGAGUUACCUGUUUGGGAGUGGAGAGGCACCAAGACCAGUGUCAAACAAUGCCCCAGCUCCUCCAAUUGAAGGGCAUGCUGCAAAUAAUGGACCAUCCUCCAGACCCACUGCUGCUGCUCAACCAAUAGAUGUUACUAAACAGGUUCCAACGAGUAUCCAUAGUAACACCACAAAUAACUACUUCCGGGCAGAUGGUCAGAACACUGGCAACUUCAUCACGGAUCGGCCUUCAACCAAAGUCCAUGCUGCUCCAGGUGGUGGAUCAUCCUUGGGCUACCUCUUUGGCGGCGGUGGUAACUGAGAUAUGCUUCAUAUGUUUGUGGUAGGAGUACUGCUAUCAAUUUCUCUGGAGUCUGUUGGAUCUUCCAUAAGCAAUGGAAAUUUGGUUGAUCAUGCAAUGUUAUAUAUAGAUGGGGUGCGUCUUGCUGGAAUUAUUCAACUGAGAUUGCUUUAUCAUAGAUGUGUAAGAACCUGUUAUUACAAGAUCAGUGACAACAAAAACAACCAUAUUCUUGAAUGCUGUCUUUUUUUUUUUUUAUCUAAUAUUUAUGAUGAAUUCGUUUU
This is a messenger RNA of Vitis riparia (riverbank grape), 2096 nucleotides long. RefSeq names its product protein SPIRAL1-like 1. The transcript is spliced from 2 exons. Bases 1492 to 1833 code for a protein of 113 amino acids. Gene Ontology annotation, cellular component: cortical microtubule, transverse to long axis. Gene Ontology annotation, biological process: cortical microtubule organization. The record is from RefSeq and is a predicted model, not a curated record. Lineage: Eukaryota; Viridiplantae; Streptophyta; Magnoliopsida; Vitales; Vitaceae.